ACGAACGGACGUGUUUUUUCUAAAGCUCUUAUAAACGUACUUAAAAGUGCAUUAAAUAUUUUUUCAAAUACAAACAAGCUGAUAAUAUCAUAAUAUUAAAUUAGCCGGCUGACGGAUUUGUUGGAAAAUAAAUAAAGAAUUCUUCAAAAUCACUAAAAUAUACUUUUUAUUCAAAUUUAUAAAUUUAAAACAUAAAUACAAAAAACAUAAAUAUUUGAAAACUAAGCAAACAAUAAAAAUCUAAGAGUGUCAAAAUGAGUCAACCUGUUCUCUGUCACCAGUGUAAAAAAGUAAUAAAAACAACAAACUAUGUUAAGUGUUUCAACUGUAACAUGAAUUAUCACUUUUCAUCUUGUUCUCCACUAUCAGAGAGUACUUAUCUUAGCAUGUGUGGUGAGAGAAGAACUUCGUGGAAAUGCCAAAACUGCAAGCCGCGUAGCCGAUCGCCAAACACAAUGUAUCAAACUGUUGUACAUGAUGAUGAUACUAACAAAAAGCAAGCGAGAUGUGAUGACGAGAUGGAAAAUGAACAAGCAAAAAAAUUUAAAGAGUCAGAGUCGUUGACCCCGUCCAAAACAAGAGUAUGCUCGCAGUCUGAUAUUGAACAAUUUAACAUAGGAUUGCAAAAAGUAAAUACAGCAAUCGAAGAACUCUCUUCGAAUGUAAAUAUAUUAAACUCUAAAAUAACAGGCCAAAUUCAAAACACACUUACAACAAUAACUGAUACGCUUUCCACAUUAGUUACUCAAGUAAAAGAGCUUACUGACAAGGACAAACAAAAAGAAAUGAAGAUCAACAUAAUUGAAACUCGUAUGGAUAAAAUGGAACAACAAAUGCUAAACAGAAAUAUAGAAAUUAAAAAUAUUACCAACAAACUAAUAUCUGAAUAUGAAGUUGUUAAAACAAUUGGUGAAUCUCUGAAAGUAACAAUAGAUGAAAGAGAUAUUAAUAGAGCAUACCGCACAAAGAGAAGUGAAAAAAUAAUCGUGGAGUUCACUACCCUAAACAAAAAAACAGAGUUUAUGGACAAAAUCAAAAAUCAUAGAGUUGAUGCUAAUAUCAUAAAAGAAAAUGGAAACAACAAAUACAUAUAUAUUAAUGACGAAUUGACUUUUAGUAAUCGUCGACUUUUAUGGUUAGCUAAAACUAAAGCUAAAGAAGCAAACUGGAAAUUUGUCUGGGUAAAACACGGAAAUAUAUUCGCACGUAAAAAUGAAAACUCCCCCCUAUUUGUCAUUAAUAAUUCUACAGAUAUUGAUAAUAUUAAUAAUGCAUUUUAAGCACAAACUUACAUUAUUUUAAUUUUUUUCUUUCAUAAUUUUUUGAUAUCUUUAUAUAAAAAUGAAUACUUAUACUGUCAAUCAAACAAUAAAUCACAUAAAACAAAUAAAAACAGACUUUCUAAGUUAUCCCAAAACUGUAAUAUAUAUGAAUAUUCGUUCACUACGGUUAAACUUUGCAACUUUUCUCGCAACAAUAAAUAGCAUAAUACACAAAAUAAAAUUUAUUGUACUAGUUGAAACUAAUAUCACUGACAAUGAAAGUAGUUUUUACAAUAUAAACGGUUUUAAUUCCAUAUUUUUUAACAGAGAAGGAAGAGGUGGGGGAAUCGCAGUCUAUAUUGCCGAAAGUUUAACAUUUAAUCAUAUACCAAUAAACUCAAAUUCCUUUGAAAUAAUUCAAGUUGAUGUAAAUAUUGACGAAAAAAUACUUUCUCUCCUCUCCGUGUAUCGUCCCCCGCAUGAAAGAAUUCCCAUGUUUACUAAUGAACUUGAUACAAUUAUCAACAACAUAAAGAAAAAACAAGAGAUUUUACUAGUUGGAGAUGUAAACAUCGAUAUUUUAAGAGACAACAACACAACAACAACAUACUUAAAUAUGAUGACAAGCAAUGGUCUACAAUGCAUGGUGAGCGAAUGUACAAGAGAUGAUGUAAAAAGAAAUACAAAAACAUGCAUUGAUCAUUUAUUCUUAAAAACAAGUAAGGCAACAACAAACGCACAAGCAUUGAUAAUAACAACAAAUAUCUCUGACCACUACACUAUUUUUUGUUGUGUAGCUGAAAAAGAAACAAAACAGGGUAAGGAAAACACAUCAAAUCAGUGUACGCAAUUCGUCAACCAUAAAAUUAAUAAACAAAUUAGGCAAUUCAAUUGGAAUAAAAUUAUGAACGAAGCAACUAAUUCAAAUCAAAUUUAUAACAAUAUCUAUGAAGUAUUUUGUCAAAUAUAUAAAAAUUCAACCAAACGAGAAAAAGCAAUUAAAAAACGAUCACCUAAUCCGUGGAUAAGUGACGAAAUUAUUAAUUAUUGUGAUGUUAGGGAUAAACUUUACAGAAAUUGGAAAAAUAACCGAAAUAACAAAAAUUGCGAAAAGGAAUAUAAAACAUUUAGAAAUUUUUUAAAUAAAAAAAUUAAUUUUGAAAAAAAUAUGUACUAUAAAAGAAAAUUUAUCGAAAACAGAAGCAAUAUACGCGCAACGUGGCAAUUAAUGAAUGAAAUUAUUGGUAGAAAAACAACAAAUAUUGACAAUUUUAUAUUAAACAAUUUCAAAAAUGAGGAAUUAAAUAGCAUUUCAAACAGAUUCGCGUUGAACUUUAACGAAAACGUAAAAAAAAUAAUGCAUAAUUGUGAUUUAAGAACAAUAAACAAUCCGUGUAAUUAUCUUCAAAAUUCAAUGUACGUGGAAUAUACUAAUGAAGAAGAAAUUUACAUCAUAUUGAAGUCAUUAAAUCCCAAGAAAGGUGCAGGCUUUGAUGGAAUACGUGCAAAGGACAUUAAAACAAAUGCUAGUUAUCUAACACCAAUUUUAACUAAAUUCGUUAAUAUGAGCUUGGAAAAUGCAAUAGUACCUGAAAUAUUAAAAACCGCUUUAGUAAGACCAAUAUAUAAAAGUGGAAAUCAGUUAGAUGUCAAUAAUUACCGACCUAUUUCUAUCCUAUCAAUAGUUGACAAAAUUCUUGAGGAUAUUAUUGUUAAAAGACUGACGAAUUUCUUACAAAAAUACAAAGUUAUAAACGAUAAUCAGUAUGGUUUCCAAAGGGGGAAGAAUAUCAAUAAACUGCUAGGAAAUUUCUCUAGUUACAUUAACGGUUGUUUAAGUAAAAACAUGCAUGUGCUAGCAUUAUUCAUCGAUUUUAGCAAAGCAUUCGAUACUCUUUCACACAAUAAAAUGAUUAUAAUUCUGGAAAAGAUUGGUAUAAGAGGAAACUUUUUAAACUGGUUUAAAAACUAUUUAGAGUGCAGAACUUAUUUGGUUAAAAUUAAAAAUAACCAUAGCAAUAAAAUAUCAUAUGAUUGCGGAGUUCCACAAGGAUCUAAACUUGGACCAAUUCUAUACAUCAUAUACGCAAAUGAGUUAAUGAAUUGCCUUAAAAAAGGUACAACGUAUGCUUAUGCAGAUGAUACUGCAAUAGUUGUUGCUGACAACAACUUGCAAAACGCAAUAACAGUAAUGCAAGAACAAUUAAACACUGCUACCAAAUGGUGCCAUGACUAUGGACUCAUUAUUAAUGCUAGCAAAACUAAAGUUAUGUACAUAAAACCACGUCAUAUAGAAAAAUCAGAUAUAAAACUAAAAUAUCAUAGCAUAGAAUGCCUUCAUAACAACGCUCCAGACUUAAACACCAAUGACUCAUGCUCAACAAUAAUAGAAAACGUCGAAGUAUACAAAUAUCUCGGAGUAUAUGUUGAUAGUUGCUUUAAAUGGAAAGAACAUAUAAAAGAAUUACAGAAAAAACUGCGAAAGUCAUCGUAUAUGCUCUAUCACCUAAGCAACUGUGCUACCUACGAUGUUUUACGCCAAGCUUACUUCUCCUUAGCAGAAUCAUAUAUUCGCCAUGGAAUAACUGCAUGGGGCAAUGUUAAAUUCUUAAGCACCCUACAAAAAACGCAAAACCAACUUCUAAAAAUAUUAUGGAGAAAAUGCAAACAUAACUUAACUCAAAAUAAUAUAAAUAACAAUGUCCAACUAAAUAGCAACAUAACCACCGAAAUAAACUACGACAACCAUCAAACAAUAAAUACAAGCCAAACAAUCCAAAAUAACGAACCAAAUUUCAACCAGCAUGCAGAAAACAGAGUAGAAAACUUAUACAACAAUUACGGAAACACAAAUCGCAACAAUACAAAUCACCUUUUAAAUCAAAACAACCAUAGUCCAACAAACAUAUACCCACGCAAUCUCGCCAAAAACCUACACGUCCUAAACGUUAAAAAUAUUUUCUUUUCAACCAUCUGCAAAGAGUUUUAUAACAA
This is a messenger RNA of Lucilia sericata (common green bottle fly), 4256 nucleotides long. RefSeq lists its product as uncharacterized. Bases 255 to 1280 code for a protein of 341 amino acids. Lineage: Eukaryota; Metazoa; Arthropoda; Insecta; Diptera; Calliphoridae. The record is from RefSeq and is a predicted model, not a curated record. The transcript has a single exon.